Molecule: messenger RNA, 903 nt
Organism: Pestalotiopsis fici W106-1
Lineage: Eukaryota; Fungi; Ascomycota; Sordariomycetes; Amphisphaeriales; Sporocadaceae
Exons: 1
Coding region: 1-903 (300 amino acids)
Molecular function (GO): protein-malonyllysine demalonylase activity; NAD+ binding; protein-succinyllysine desuccinylase activity
Source: RefSeq, a predicted model, not a curated record
AUGAAGUCCGAUGUACAAGAGUUCAAGAAGCUCUUGAAGAGCUCGGAUCGAGUCAUGGCCCUCUGCGGCGCAGGACUCUCUGUCGCAUCUGGGCUUCCCACCUUUCGAGGCGCUGGCGGCCUCUGGCGUGAAUUCGAUUCUACCGAUUUGGCAACACCAGAUGCAUUCGAGGACGAUCCCGCGCUGGUUUGGUUGUUCUACGCUUGGCGGCGGCACAUGGCCCUCAACGCACAGCCCAACGCCGGCCACUACGCGCUUGCCGAGCUGGCCAAGAAGAACAAGAACUUUCUCUGCCUGACGCAAAAUGUCGACGGCCUGUCCCCUCGCGCGGGUCACCCCCAAGAGGGCAUCCGCAUGCUCCACGGCAACCUAUUGGACGUCAAGUGCUGGGACGAGAAGUGCGGCUACAUUGAGCACAACGUGACGCGCGACCCACUAUGUCCCGCCCUCGCCCCGGCCGCUGUCGAUGCCGCGCCCGGUGAGAUUGCGCCGCUGCUAAACCCAGCUAUACCGACGCCCGAGAUCAAGGUCGAGGACCUGCCACACUGCCCGGCCUGCGAGCGGCGGGGCAAGAAGAACCUCUUGCGACCCGGCGUGGUCUGGUUCGGCGAGGCCCUGCCGGACGGCAUGCUCGAGGGCGUGGACAAUUGGCUCUACCGCGGCAAAGUCGACGUCAUGCUCGUCGUUGGCACCGCUGCCGCCGUGUACCCGGCAGCCGGCUACACCAGAAAAGCCAAGCGGCGCGGAGCCGUCGUCGCCGUCGUCAACCCGGACCCCACGUCGGCCGAGGGACUUGAUGAAAAUGACUUCUUCUUUCAGGGCGGAGCUGAUGAGUUCUUGCCCAAGCUCUUUGAAGAUGUGAUUGGCAAGCUUCCGGCAGGAGAGCAAAGAGCAGCCGCCUAG